Labrus bergylta (ballan wrasse) is the source of this 6672-nucleotide messenger RNA. RefSeq names its product pantothenate kinase 1a (gene pank1a). Gene Ontology annotation, biological process: coenzyme A biosynthetic process. Gene Ontology annotation, molecular function: ATP binding; pantothenate kinase activity. NCBI's taxonomy places the organism in Eukaryota, Metazoa, Chordata, Actinopteri, Labriformes, Labridae. The record is from RefSeq and is a predicted model, not a curated record. Gene Ontology annotation, cellular component: cytosol; nucleus.
UCGACUGGAGGAGCUGCUGUGACGUAGCCGUCAACCAACACAUAUAGACACCGGCUGCCGCUGAGCCUGCUCCAGUCUCAAUGUUGGGGGGAAAUGACCGCGAGUGACCUCAAAGGAAACACUGUAUUUUAGCGACCACUCAACAUUUGCAUUUUUGUUUUGAUUUCCAUCAAACGUCAAAGCUUUUUAACUUGACAUUUUGGCGUUAGACACGUAAAAUAAGGAAAAAAAUAAUUAGCUCUAACGUGAAGUCGGGUGGCAAUCCCUCGAUUUGAAAAAGCAGCGGUGCUAACACAAGCUAAGCUAAGCUCAAGCAGGGCAAAGUCGGUGCUGCAGAUGCUAAGGCUAAGCUAGGCUAGCUUCUGUCAUGGAUAAAGCCAAGUCGAUGAUGGACAAGAAAGGAGCGACGGGACCUUUCCAUGUUAACAACGGGCAAAGCCAGCGGGGUUUUCACGGACACGUCGCGGUAGCCACUAAUGGUAGUUGUUGCAGCAGCAGUAGUAAUAAUGCGUUAGGUUCGAGCACCGGAGCGAACAGCGGACCCUUUGAGAACAUGCAUCUGCUGCACCGCGGGGACGAUGCGGAGUGCCACGGCUCCCCGGCGAAGAGGUGCAGGCUACGGCGGAGGACGGAGUCGGUCAGACGGCACAGACCACCUUUCCCCUGGUUUGGUAUGGACAUCGGUGGCACGUUAGUGAAGUUGGUGUACUUUGAGCCAGUUGACAUAACAGCAGAGGAAGAGCAGGAAGAAGUGGAAAACCUCAAGUCCAUCCGCCGCUACCUCACCUCAAACGUGGCCUAUGGCAAAACAGGAGUCCGUGAUGUCCACCUGGAGCUGAGGAACCUGACCAUGUGCGGCAGGACGGGAAACCUACACUUCAUCCGCUUCCCGACUCAGGCCAUGCCUCGUUUUAUCCAGAUGGGUCGCGACAAGAACUUCUCCAGCCUUCACACAACUCUCUGUGCCACUGGAGGUGGCGCAUACAAAUUUGAGAACGACUUCAGAACAAUGGCCGACCUGGAGCUGCUGAAGCUUGACGAGCUGGACUGCCUGAUCCGCGGCCUGCUGUUUGUCGACCGGGUGAGCUUCAAUGGACACCAAGAGUGCUACUACUUCCAGAACCCAUCAGACACCCAGAGCUGUGUGAAGAAGCCCUGCACCCUGGACAACCCCUUCCCCAUGCUGCUGGUCAACAUCGGCUCUGGGGUCUCCAUACUGGCCGUGUACUCAGAGAACAAUUACAAACGUGUGACUGGGACCAGUCUGGGAGGUGGCACAUUCCUGGGCCUUUGCUGUCUGCUGACCGGCUGCGAGACGUUUGAGGAGGCGUUGGAAAUGGCCAGCAAAGGCGACUCUACCAACGUGGACAAACUGGUGAAAGAUAUCUACGGAGGGGACUACGAGCGCUUUGGCCUGCAGGGCUCCGCCGUUGCAUCAAGUUUUGGUCACAUGAUGAGCAAAGAGAAGCGAGACAGCAUCAGUAAAGAAGACCUGGCCAGAGCCACACUGGUCACCAUCACUAAUAACAUAGGAUCCAUAGCAAGGAUGUGUGCGGUCAAUGAGAAAAUCGAGCGUGUGGUGUUUGUGGGGAACUUCCUUCGUAUCAACACGGUGUCCACAAAGCUGCUAGCCUAUGCCAUGGACUUCUGGUCUAAAGGACAACUGAGGGCCCUCUUCCUGGAACACGAGGGGUAUUUUGGAGCUGUUGGGGCGCUGAUGGAGCUGCUCAAGACCUCUGAGGAUCCAUGAAGUCAUGGCAUGUCAUGACAUCAUCAACUCUAACAAAGACGAUGUCAUUCAACCCCUGUACGCUGUGAUGUCAUCAACUUUCGACGCUGCUGAGUGGUCCCGUUCAAACAGGGCCACUAAAGGAACACUAAGAGAUGAACACAGAAACUGAGAAAAGCCAUUUAAUAAUUUAACUCUUGUAAAUAGUUAAUAACCUCUUAACACUCAUCUCCUAAAUUUCCUAAAUUUCCCAGAGUCCCCCCUAUUAUAGAGGUUUAAUAUUUUAAUCUUUAAUUUAUGGUUUCCUGUAAUUACCUCUGUUGUUUCCUGUAACCGGGCCGGGGGUCAGGAGGUACAGAGGGUUUUAGUGGGUUUUUUUGUUUUGUUUUGUUUUGUUUUGUUACUUUGUGUGAAAAGCUACUGUAGCAUUAUGGAGGCUGGGAUGCCUUGGUGACUAUUUGUGCAACAAUAUUAGGACAGGAUGUCUGCACAGAGAAGAAUUUGUCUUUUUUACCACAUAGUGGUCACCCAGCAUCAAGCUGCAGCUGAAAAACAGUAAAACGAAAAGGUUUAUAUGUUUGGAAGGCAUUUUGUUGCACAAAAAGUAGGCCACCACGCUGCAGUUUUACAGAGUGCACUGAAGCCAAAUCCUGUCGUGGUUCGUACAAAUUCCGCCUCCUUCAGAUCAGACAGUAGGCAGAAAACUUUCUCUUUUUUUUUUUUGACUCUUUAGUUGCUCAGCUGCACAUUGGCCUUUUUGCUUUUUGUUUGUGUCUCCUCCGUUUGCCAACAUGAAAACAACAUUAACAACAUAUAUACAUACCAAGCUGACCUGCUGAGUUUAGUUUAAGAUUAAGGGACCAAGUCUUCCAACAGAAAGCUUUGUCUGCAUUGUCUAUUUCUGUUGACGGGCAUCACCACACUUCAGUACAGUCUGGUCCGGGAGCUGGAGUCUCCCCCUUCCCUGUCUUAUCAGUGUGAAUUACACUUCAGCAGGUCAGAGGCCUUCUUUCCUCACCCUCUAGCUCCAUUUCCACCCUGCUGCCUUGUUUGGAUGAUGCAGUGUGAUUUCAUUCAUGUUAAGACCAUAUGACUCAUAGCAUUACAAAGGUUCAGCACUUGGGCUGUAGAUGCAAAUGUAGAACAUGGUAACACCUUUUGGGGGGGGGGCAAUAGGGACCAAGAUGGUUCAUUUAAGAUUGUAAUAACUCUUCUGUGUUGUUAUCAGCCUGUGUACCUGAGGGAGCAACGUACCCUCUGAUGAUCUCUGAUUAAAUGUGAUGUCACUCUGAAGCACAGAGCAGAGACUGACAACAACCUGCUGUAGUGAACUAGGAGGCUCAGGUCUGGAUGACAAAUAUAUAAGCAGGCAGUCAACAGAAUUAUUGUUUAGCAGAAUCAUUCAGAUUAUUUUUAACACAAUCUGAUCUCUAAAUCACACCCUCAUCAUAUAGUCACAUCCUCUGCAUUAUAUAACAUCCUGGACCUUUAGAGCCUUUCACCUCCGUUUAAUGUCAAGCAGCUGAACUAUGAAGCUGGGACAAUGAGGUGUCUCAAUUGCUUUCCUCUGCGCCACUGUCUACAUGCCUUUACUCUCCUGCAGAGAAACUGUGCUCUUCCCCUUUUUUUGAGUCACAUUUUGUCUUUUUCACUUCCAUCAUGCGGUCUUUUCACUCGAGACUACUUCCUUUUUAAAAAGUACCUCCAAAAUCACCUCUACCCAUACUUAAUAUUGGUUAGAUUUGUGGCUUCUGAGCCUGAUCUUUACGGGACCCAUAGUACAAUAACAAGGGUAAAAUGCUAAUCAGAUAGUUGAAUAUAAUGCAAGUCCUUUCAACUUCUUUGGGACAAAAUCUCCUCUUCACCAUCUAGUGAACCCUUGGACUUCAUGUUUACCCUGACAAUUAACAUGUUUGCUGAUCUGCAGUUCUUUUCAUUAGUUUAUUGUUAAAAAGAUAGAAAGGACAGUUGGAUUUAUGGCCAUGUCGUUCUUAAAACGUUUUAGAUGUAUUUAUCCACAGUGACUUACAUUUUACUAACAUUUUACAUAAAAGUUUUGCACCAUUUGAUGUAAUUAAAUUAGCAAAUUACAAACUAAAAGUUAAUGAGUCAUAGGGUUAGUUAAUAAUCCAAUCUUCAUGAUAGUACACAGUUCUAUUAGAAUGCAGACACUUUGGCCAGUGUGAAGAGUUAAACAUCUAGUUGAUGACAUCGAUGAUGGAUGUGUUCAAUACAGCUUGUUUUUAGUUGUGACUCUUCACACUGUUCUUUCCGAGUGCUUUUUUUCUUUUUUUAAUUUGCCUUGUUCCAACUCAUGUUUGGAUGAUGAGUGGCCUCCAGCCUUCAGAUGCCACUCGGUCACAAGCCCAUAAGUUGCCUUCACUGUGUGUUUGCCUGUUUACAUUGUGUUAGUGCCCUUCACUCUCCUGUAUGGAUUCAUUGUUCACCUGCUCAACUUCACCUCAAUGUUUUUGAAAAGUCAUGCUAGCAGAUACAUCUUUGUUUCACUCUUGCUUUAGGUGUUUUUCUUUUUUUAAAAUACUUAUUUUGGGAAAUACAGAGAAUUAGAAUUUUUUUUUUACCAUUUCUUUUUUUGUGUGGGGGUGGGAACAGUUUGAUAAAACACUAUGUCCUUUUAAUUGUUUUUAUCCUCAUUUGUUGGCCAGUAGAAAGCAUGUCAAAUGAGUUCAUCCUGUGGUUUUGAAAAUAUUGUACUGAAUUUAUUUUCAUGUUUUGAUUUGUGUUCGGUUGGCACAAAAGAACCAGUGUGAUUGUUUUCAGAAAUGUGAAUCCUUGCUUUCGUGCUCUUGUCAGGCUGAAGACGAUUUGCAGCAGUUGAGGUCGGGGACCAGAGUCUCACUGCAAGUUUGACCUUUUUACCACCUGACAACGCUAUCCCCGAAAACAAGUUAACACCCACAUAGUCGGAGUAUUUUUUUCAUGGAAGCCAGUUUGAAUAUUGUACAGCUGUUUAUCAUAAUGUCCAGUCCAACUGACAGCGCUAGAACUUUUUAACUAUUGUAAACAAAGGUGUGAAGACAUCUGCCUCUGAAAAGUGAUGAUGAGGUCUUUUUUUUUAGUGAAUCUGUAUGUCUCUUGUGGCAAUAGAUCUGCAAGUUAUCACCCUAAUUUUAAUAUUUAAAUAAUGUAAAUCUGUUCAGAACUGGAGUUAACUGACUUGAAAAGGUUUAAAUGUUAGUGUUGCAGCUUCAGUGUUUGACUGCACUCAUGACUGCACCCAUCAUUCAAAAGCAGUAUCUCAUCUUUCAGUGUCGUUGACAUUUUUAUUAUGGUUUGUCUUUCUAAAAAUGGGGUUUUUACACAUCCUUGACUACAGCCCAAACUCAGUAUGAAGUAAGAAUUUGGUAAUUUAACUGACGGAUUUGGAGUUUUGGAUUCCUUCCCCUUUCAUCAUUGGUACCUGUUUCUCUGUUUAAGACUGGCGCUUUGGCUAAAAGCAUGAAACCUUAUGGCAAAUGUUCUGCCAUCCACAAUGAACUUUAACCACCAGGCUAUGCAGUAACUCACCCAUGGAUCUCUGUCCCUUUUCAACAAACUCACCUCUUCUCUACAGCUCCCAGAGUGUAACUAGUUUGUCAGUGUUUUGAAAAGAAUAUGCAACUCUGAAAGUUUUACCCUCCAAGGAAUCCUGUUUGAAUCUUGAUGGAGAGAGUUUCUCCUCCCAACGUUUGUCCUGCUGAUUUAUUUGUUAACUCUUGUUUAAGGUGGAUGAUCACAACAGGAUGUUUAAGGCAAACUUAUGCACCAAAAUGAGCGUAUAAAGUGUGUUUUUCAGUCACACUAUGUAUAUACUGAGGCACUGCAGUGUCGCGUCAUUCAACAUACAGUCGCUUUAAUGUCAUCCAAACUGUGAUUACUGUCGGAUGAAUCCUGGUUGAUAAGAAAUACACUGAAGCUCUGUGACAAUUAUAAAAUGUUGAAUACCAGUCACGAGACCUCUUGACGUUGUGCUUGUCAAAUGGUUUUCAGGAUUUCCUCCGAGGUUCUCGGUGUGGUCAACCAUCCUAUUGUGUGAAACACAUCCAGCCAUUAAACUGUCUUCUGGACUGCUUAAAUGGCAGGGCAGACCUUUUCCUCCUUGUGUAUUUGAUUGUACAGAGAUUUUGUAAAUAUUAUUAUGAUAUAUUCUACACCAGCAAUCUGUCUGUUGAUGAAGUUGUUUCAACUGUUCAGAGCCAGGUUUCCCAAACACGGCUCGGCACUUCAAUUCAAAUGCAGGCAAAAGACGGAUCUAGACAAACCACUUUCCUCUGCAGCUUUAUGACAUCAACGACUUCUUUAUCAGAGCUCUAAUAGAUAGUGUUUGCUAAUACUUAUAGGAGUUUUGUUUAACCUGGUUGUUGUAAAUGGUGGAUGGGAUUUUCCUCAAAAAGACUUGAUAAAUGUUUCUUCUUUGAAUAACUGUCUUGCAUUAUUGUAAGCCUACAUGUGGUAAAUCCACUAAUCAGUAGUUUUACAUUUAUUAUCGCUUCAGUAUCAUUUUCUUAAAUCCAUUCAGGUCCCUUUAUCUUUGAUUAAGAAAUAAUCGUGCUAAAUAUGUCAUACUUACUCUGCAUGGUGAUAAGAACUAAUGGGGAAAUUUGGUGAGAUUGAAUUCGACCUCCUGUUUUAACUUUAAAGUGUUAUUGUGGUAAUGGUCUCAGUGGCCACAGUCCAGGUGUCGGUUUCUGUCUACACAAGUUUAGUGCCGGUUGCUCACAUCAGCUUCUCUGUGAUCCGGAUCCAGAUGUGAUAGGUUUGGGAAGCCCAGUGCAGGUUGUUGGUGUCAGCUCUGCUGCUGCUUUUAAAUCCGGUUUGAAAACAGAAGGGUUACAAAGAAAAAAUGACUAAGAAAUACUGUCUCCCUGCCUUGUGCAAUCUGUAUGUACUGAAGUGAUUUUUUUUUUUUUUCUAAAAGGAAUUAAACUAAAACUGGAUGUGUU